CAGCCCACACCCGGAGUGCUCUAGGCUCCGCGCCACCCCUCGCAAGUCCCGCCGGCUGGCUCAUCCAGCGGCCGCGCGCAGCUCGUCCAGCAGAGCGCAGCCAGGCUCACACGACAUGAGCGUCCGGACAGGGCACUGAGCUGUGGCGACAAUGUCGUGGCGCGGGACCCUUGGCCCCGGUUGGAGGCUUCUGCUGGCGCUGCUGCUGGCGCUGGGUGAGCUGCCACAGGCGCGGGGCGUCGAGGAGGACCCUGUUGUCGAACACGACAAAAACCAGGGCUUCCAUGUGGUCACCUUCAAAUGGCACCAUGUCCAGGACCCGUACAUCAUCACGCUUUGGAUCCUCGUGGCCAGCGUGGCCAAGAUCGGCUUCCACCUGUCCCACAAGGUCACCAGCGUGGUCCCUGAGAGUGCACUGCUCAUCGUGCUGGGCCUCGUGCUAGGCGGCAUCGUCUGGGCGGCCGACCACAUCGCAUCCUUCACGCUCACACCCACCGUCUUCUUCUUCUACCUGCUGCCACCCAUCGUGCUGGACGCUGGCUACUUCAUGCCCAACCGGCUCUUCUUCAGCAACCUGGGCACCAUCCUGCUAUAUGCUGUCAUCGGCACCGUGUGGAAUGCGGCCACCACUGGCCUUUCUCUCUAUGGCGUCUUCCUGAGUGGUCUGAUGGGAAACCUGGAGAUUGGGCUGUUGGAUUUCCUCCUGUUCGGCAGCCUGAUCGCUGCGGUGGACCCGGUGGCCGUCCUGGCGGUGUUUGAGGAGGUUCAUGUCAACGAGGUCCUGUUCAUCAUUGUCUUUGGGGAGUCACUGCUGAAUGACGCUGUCACCGUGGUCCUGUACAACGUGUUUGAAUCUUUCGUGAACCUGGGUGGUGACAAGGUGACUGGCGUGGAUUGCUUGAAAGGCAUAGUGUCCUUCUUCGUGGUGAGCCUGGGGGGCACGCUGGUGGGGGUCUUGUAUGCCUUCCUGCUCUCGUUCGUGACCCGCUUCACCAAGCACGUGCGCACCAUCGAGCCCGGCUUUGUGUUCGUCAUCUCCUACCUGUCCUACCUCACCUCCGAGAUGCUGUCCCUGUCGGCCAUCCUGGCCAUCACCUUCUGCGGCAUCUGCUGUCAGAAGUACGUGAAGGCCAACAUCUCGGAGCAGUCCUCCACCACCGUGCGCUACACCAUGAAGAUGCUGGCGAGCGGGGCCGAGACCAUCAUCUUCAUGUUCCUGGGCAUCUCAGCGGUGGACCCCCAGAUCUGGAGGUGGAACACGGCCUUCGUGCUGCUGACGCUGGUCUUCAUCUCCGUGUACCGGGCCAUUGGUGUUGUCCUGCAGACCUGGAUCCUGAACCGGUACCGCAUGGUGCAGCUGGAGAUCAUAGACCAGGUGGUCAUGUCCUAUGGCGGCCUGCGCGGGGCUGUGGCCUUUGCCCUGGUGGUCCUUCUGGAUGAGGACAAGGUCAAGGAGAAGAAACUGUUUGUCAGCACCACCAUCAUCGUCAUCUACUUCACUGUCAUCUUCCAGGGCCUGACCAUCAAGCCCCUGGUGCAGUGGCUGAAGGUGAAGAGGAGUGAGCACCGCGAGCCCAAACUCAACGAGAAGCUGCAUGGCCGGGCUUUUGACCACAUCCUCUCGGCCAUCGAGGACAUAUCAGGGCAAAUCGGACACAAUUAUCUCAGAGACAAGUGGUCCAAUUUUGACAGGAGAUUCCUCAGCAAAAUCCUUAUGAGGAGGUCGGCCCAAAAGUCACGAGAUCGAAUUCUAAAUGUUUUCCAUGAGCUCAACCUGAAGGACGCCAUCAGCUAUGUGGCCGAGGGAGAGCGCCGCGGGUCCCUGGCCUUCAUCCGCUCCCCCAGCACUGACAACGUGGUCAAUGUCGACUUCAGCACGCCGCGCCCGUCCACCGUGGAGGCCUCCGUCUCCUACCUGCUGAGGGAGAACGUUAGUGCGGUGUGCCUGGACAUGCAGUCCCUGGAGCAGAGGCGGAGGAGCAUCCGCGACACAGAGGACAUGGUCACUCACCACACGCUGCAGCAGUACCUGUACAAGCCCCGGCAGGAGUACAAACAUCUCUACAGUCGACAUGAGCUAACUCCAGAGGAAGACGAGAAGCAGGACAAGGAGAUCUUCCACAGGACCAUGAGGAAGCGCCUGGAGUCCUUCAAGUCGACCAAGCUGGGCAUCAACCAGAACAAGAAGGCGGCCAAACUGUACAAGCGAGAGCGUGCCCAGAAGCGGAGAAACAGCAGCAUUCCCAAUGGCAAACUGCCAAUGGAGAGCCCCAUACACAAUUUCACCAUUAAGGAAAAAGAUUUGGAACUUUCAGACCCGGAGGAGACCCCCAACUACGAUGCUGAAGAGAUGAGCGGGGGGAUCGAGUUCCUGGCGAAUGUCACAAGGGACACAGCAACAGACUCCCCCUCAGGAAUUGACAACCCUGUGUUCUCCCCGGAUGAGGACCCGAGCAUCCUGUCCAGGGUGCCACCCUGGCAGUCUCCCGGGGAGACAGUGGUGCCCUCCCAGAGGGCCCGUGUGCAGAUCCCCCAAUCUCCGGGCAACUUCCACCGCCUGGCUCCCUUCCGCCUCAGCAACAAGUCUGUGGACUCCUUCCUGAUGGCCGAGGGCCCCAAGGAGCAGCCCCACACCACUCUGCCUGAGUCCACGCACAUGUGACACAGGCUCUGAUGCGCCGCUGACGGGACGCACGUCCCCGCGCGAGGUAGUGCCCGCCGCUGAGAAGCCUCCGCGCCUGUUCGCCCCACCCCUGCCCCACCCGGCCCCGGCAAUUGCAUCCCCGGCCCAGCCCACUGCCCAGAACCCAGGGCCCGCUGCGCUGCCAGACCUCGAACUGGGGGCGGGCCCUAUGUCGGAGGCCGGUCCUGCGUCGGAGGCGGGGCCUACGCAGGGGGCGGGAUUGGAGCGCCGGGGACUGCCGGGCGCGCACGCGCGUUCGGCGGCGGCGCGCCGUGUGCACAGCCGGCGCUCGUUCCAGCGGCCCCGCGCUCGCCGCCGCCCGGCACUGCUCAAGCUCGCGUCGCUGCAACCAUCGUUCCAUGCUCCGCCGCAUGCACUAGAGCAAGAGGAGACGCCCCUGUGACGGAUGCGACCUCCCAGGUGUCCCCUCCUUGGCCUUGACCCGGGGUCUUCCCGCCGAGGCCUGGGGCAGCCUUGAGCGCCACUCCCCCCGCCUCAUCCAGAGUCUGGGUGUGGGAUCAGCAGCAGGAGGACCAAAAGUCUGCAAGGCCUGAACCUCGAAAUUGCGUGGCGCCACCUGCAGAGUGCAGGGGAGCCCCUGUGGAACAAGAAGUUGACAGUGGCCAAGCCUCCAGCUUCUGGGAGAUCUGAACAGGUGCCCUUGUAAGGAGACUGCCUCGUGGGUCCCUUCUGUACACCUGUCCUGGUUUUGAACUGAGUUGGCACUUAGUACUCUUCCCGCUGUCACCCCUGACUCAGGACUGGAAGGGCCCUGGGACUCCAGAGGCCACGCUCCGCGUUUGAGUUCUUGUCACUUUUAAUGUUCCUUCUCUCUCUCAUCAGCACUGUCAGGGAAACUGAGACCCAAGAAAAAUGAUUUUUUCCCACAUGGUACCAACCUAAUUUCAGGCCCAGGCUGGCCUCUCUCAGGGCCCCAGGAGGUCAGAAGCCCUGGCUCCAGGAGCAAUUCAUAGGCCCAGGGGUCGGGGCUGUGGUCAUCCAAGGCCUGGGUGAUACCAUGUCCACUAACCAAUUCUGUGAACCACCUGCCACCUCAUGGACUCAGUACAAUUGCAGAAACAUCUGUUCAUUCAUCCUUUUUGUGUUGAGACUUCUAAAGCCCAGCACUUGUCUGGUCUGGUCUCAGUGCCACAGCCUCUGAGUACCAGGUGCUGCUCCAUACUCAAAACACCUGCUCUCUGGCCUGA
Messenger RNA from Phyllostomus discolor (pale spear-nosed bat), 3891 nucleotides. RefSeq names its product solute carrier family 9 member A3 (gene SLC9A3). Gene Ontology annotation, biological process: regulation of pH; sodium ion transport; proton transmembrane transport. Gene Ontology annotation, cellular component: brush border membrane; apical plasma membrane. Gene Ontology annotation, molecular function: sodium:proton antiporter activity. Lineage: Eukaryota; Metazoa; Chordata; Mammalia; Chiroptera; Phyllostomidae. The record is from RefSeq and is a predicted model, not a curated record. The coding region runs from base 152 to 2662 and encodes 836 amino acids. The transcript has 17 exons.